GUUCCGUCCAGGGCGUGAGGCCCUCCCGUGAACCCGCAUUUUAUCCAUGGGUCGCUAAAAAGCCCGCUCGGCCCGAUGUUGCGCUCCACCAAUCCCUCGCUUCCGGUAGGAAACCUACCCAAUCCCUGGCCGCCUCGCUCGUUCUCCUCCUCUCUCCUCGCGCCCGCAUCCCCACCGCCGCACACCUCUCUUCCCUCUCCUUCUCUCCCUGCACCGCCGGUUGAGAGCGGGAGCGGCGCCGCCGCAGGUGGAGCACGUCGCGAGCGCCGAGGAGCGUCGUUGCCGGUGGAGCCGUCGCCGGUGGAGCGCGUCGCGAGCGCGCGGAGAGGCGCCCCCGGUGGAGCCGACGCAGUGGAGCGCGUCACAGUGCGGGGGAGCGGCGCCGCUGGUGGAGCAUGGCGUGACCCGCUCGGCCACGACCCACCCGCGCCAGCUGGCGGCUGCUUUGGCUCCUGCUCGGCCACGAACCACCCACGCUCGCCGAUGCGAACAAGGUCAGGCACGAGCACGCAUCCUCUCCCCAAUCCUAUCGCCCCCUUCUUCGUCCUCCUCCAAUCCCCUCCCAUGGCUGCUCCUCCCCAAUCCCGCACGAGUUCGCUCGUCCUCUUCUCCUCCUUCCCCUCCACCUCCCAUGCCACUCUUCCUCCUACCAGGCUGCCCUCUUCUUCCACACCCUCAUCUCCACCCCCUCUGCCAGCACUCCCGCGCCUCCAAUCGUCACCGAGCUCCUCUACCUCCACCACGUCCCUUUUCAUGUAUGUGCUGGCUGGUGGAGCUCCCUUCUGGAAUAAGUUCACCUACAGGAUCCUACCAUUAGACGUCGUUGCUGGCCAAGCUCCGUCUCCUCUGCGCAAGGGAGAAGGAAGCAUCCCGGAAAUGGCGCAAGGGCGUGCGGCGCAGCUACCUCCUCCAACUUCUCCCGCUGCCAAAAUUGGGUUGGCCACCUCCGCAGGGAAUAGCUCCUCCCGAACUGAUGAUAUUUGUUAUGCUUCACAAAGUUUCUACCGUGGAAUACUUUUGUAAAGGAUGUAUCUAUUCAGAUGUUUUCUUUUGUUUAGGCAUGUAGGUUUUACUUACUCCUGCCUUUUCACUUACUCCUGCCUUUUCACUUUCAUGCAUUAGCAGGUCUGAUCUGGAAUCUGUAUUGGUGUCUGUUCUAAAAAACCAUCUUUGCAUAUAAGCUUCAUUGAUCCAGUAGUACCUUUGGCCAUGGUGACCUUGCCAUAUCUACAUGUCUUUUUCUAUUUGGUACCAAAAGGUCACAUUUGUUUGCAGGUGACAAUAUUUAUUCUUCUAGACUAGAAACUCAAGGCAGUUUGGACUUGUACCUUAAGGUCUUGCGACAACGAGGGUCUGAUGUCUUGUAUGGAGGAGAACCAGGUGUUAUAAUAUGUAAAGAAGGAAAGCAAACUAAUUUGUUUGGUUCAGUGCCUGAAGAAAGACACUCAUUUCACAGAAUUCCAUUUUAGGCUUGCUUUCAAGAUACUCCACUAGGAUCUCUUGCUAAUGAGGUGCAGCCUUUCCUAUCCACAGUUAGAGAUGCAGUGCUGCCUACCAAUGGAAGAUUGUGUGUGCCUGAUACUUGCUUCCUGCAAUUUGUGGGGCAGAAUAAAAUUUUGGCUGUGCAUGCAUCCAAAGGUCUGUCCUAAGAUUUCUGUUGUAAUCGCCGCCACACCCGUUGUCAGCGCCCAGCAAGGGCUUAUUGUAGGUGGAUAGUCAGGGUUUGGGUGACUCGACGCUGCAGAACUUAUCUUGGUAAUUUGUUUCGCCUGUCCUUCCUCUUCGGUGGUCUGCACGAGAAGCGGGUGGUUGCUGCAGCCCCGCUUGCAUGGAACAUCUGUCCAGUCCAGCUACAAGAUGAAGAAAAUUAACUACUUUAUUAGGAGAUCAUUGCAGGAAGGUUAAUAGAGUUUGAAUUUAUAAGGACAUCUAUAAGAGCCUAGCAGACGCACUUCAUAUGAUGUUCAUAGCUAAUGUUGCUAGCUGUAAACUUGCUCUGUUUUUAUUUUGGUGAAAUAUACCUCAAUCUAAGAUUAUUGGUUUAACAACAUUAGGCAAGCUAUUACCAUUAUUUAUGGUGUAUCAAGUUACCUUAUAUGAAUAUUGGUCGUUGCAUCCCUUCAUAUCUUGAUAGCCAAUAUUCGAUGAUAAAUAUUGCUUUGUAUCCUUGUAUAUAUGUAGAUGAAUCUUGCAAAAAGAUAAUCAUGUGCUUGUUAGUUAUACAGGACAUCAUCACGAGGGAUGUGGACUCCUGGGAUGGAGGAAGCACGACAGAGCAUCCAGCCAGCAGUGGGGAUGGAAGUGCGGAUAAGGUCGGCGACGGCCUGAAGAGGCAGGGGAACAUGACGAACAGGGCAGGGGUUUGGGUCCCACCGCCACGUCCUGCGGCAGUUGGGGGCCUCUUCGUUGCAGAGCCGGCGGCCGGCUAGGCUCCACCUCCUCCAUCCCUACCUUGGCGCUGCACAUGGGAGAAGAAGGGGGCAACAGGAAGAUGGCAUCAGGACGAGGGGUUGCCGGGAUGGAUUCUGCAGCACCGUGACGUCUUGUCUUCUGCAACCAGCCCCAUCCCUCCGCCUCCCAUGACUCUUUUCUCAUCGAUCUCACGACGCUGCUACACUCCCGCUUCAUCAACAUCCUCGACGCGCAUAUGCAUGAUCCCAGCUAGAAAGCUUGGUGUCACCCAAUGUACUAGCGAUAAGGCGCUGAUCGCUUUUAUCAUUGUCUACAAUGUAUCAGUUAGCAGGGAAGGAAUAAUAGUUACAUGGUGUAUGGUACAGUUCUGGGAGUUAGCCGAUGGCAAUAUAUUUGCACUUUUAUUUUGGUGCUUAACAGUUGAAGGUAUGUACCUGAAAAUCUACGUGAUAUAAUUACAGUCAGUUGCAUGUGUUAACAGUAUGUACACCAAGGAGCUCUAGGAGUUGGGGAGGAAGGAGGAGUCUAGGAACAUCAAUUGGCAGCGCCGGGAAGCUCAGCAAGAGGCGUGCAACGGGGUCACCAUCAUUGUUAACUACUUCAUGUUGCCUACUUAUCUUAGUAUUGGAAGACCAUCUAAUCUUUCUUUUUCUCUGGUCAACUUAGUUAGCUGUCUGCGUGUUAGUAAUCUCGACAGUUAAGCUUUUUAGGUGUGCUCAUAAUUUUACUUCUACGAACUAUUUUGAUGCAGUCAAGCUUAGUAUUUUUUAAUUUUUAGGUUAUUUGUGUAAUCUAUUAGGAUCCAUGCAUCUACUGUUUUGGCACAGAAUUCUGUUUUAUUUAGUUUGUGCAUUUCAAUUCUUAAUUACCAUUACUUGCUGAAGUUCAUAUAAACCCACACACAUCUUUCUUCUACGAAGGAAUGAUGGAUUUGAUAUGGCAUUAGUGUGGUAGCUCGUGCUGAAUAAGUAUGGUUAUCUGGUACUCUAUGCUGUGAUCGCUUCUCCUAUUAAGUGAGUUUUAAAUAAGUUUCCUUUUUUGUGUUCUGUACAAUUUGGUACUAAGCAUCAGCUUUAAUAAUGUGCAUGCAGCAGGAGUGGCGAUAAAAAAUUGAUCAGUCUCAUUUACAAAUGCAGGUUACUAAGUUGGAAGUCCUGCCACCCAAGAGACUGCAAGGUUACUAAGUUGGAAGUCCUGCUCGAAGAAACAAUCUUUUCGGCAAUCAGAAGACAUUAGGUCAAGGUAUAUUCUAGGGUCCCUAUGUGUCAAGGAAAAUGAAAUACAUGAUUCUGGUUUCUGAUCUGCAUGCAAUUGUGCAUCUAUGAGAUGGAGAGGACCUGCAGGUUUAUUGUUUCUCUUUGCAUUGCAAUGUGGUGGAGGAAGCAGCAUGCCGCUGCGAUAUGUACUAAUAAUCUUAGAGGCAAACUCUUUAUGCGAUUCUAAGUGCACUAUGUGUAUCCCUGUAGUAUGGCACCAUUUUAGCGGGUCUGGGUUGUCUCCUAAUGCUUAUUCAUAUUUUUCCCUUCUAUUGGCAUAUGCACAAGAUGACAUGUUUGAUGCUUA
Lolium perenne is the source of this 3975-nucleotide messenger RNA. NCBI's taxonomy places the organism in Eukaryota, Viridiplantae, Streptophyta, Magnoliopsida, Poales, Poaceae. The record is from RefSeq and is a predicted model, not a curated record.